AUGUCGGCCCUGAGCUUUGCAAGACAUGCCUUUGGCAGAGAGAAGCCACAUUCUUCUAUCACAGAUUGGGUGGAAAUCCUAACAUCGGCUAACAUCGCGGAAGAGGCCUACGAUGGAAUACCCGAACUAGUUGAUUCGAUUAAGCUCCAAGCUUCAGGGCCUGCUGAAGCAUCGCGAGCGCUGAGGAAGAAGCUCAAGCAUGGCAAUGCUCAUCAGCAGUAUCGUGCGUUGGUUAUCCUGAAAGCUCUCGUCGAGAAUUGCGGCCAGAAAUUCCAAAGUACCUUUGCCGAUGGACAGAUGACAGAUACCAUAAGAAAUCUCUUGAACGACCCGAGUACGGACAGGCGAGUGAAGAAGAAACUUUCUCUGGUUCUUGCAUCUUGGCAAGAGCAAUAUAAAGAUGACCCUUCCAUGUCUGCUGUCACAAAUCUGUCUAAGCCCCGGCGAGAUGAGUACGUGAACCACCAGGAGCUAGCAAACUUGAUGGGGUAUAAUCUAGCGGUUGAAGAGAAAAAGUGGGCCGAGGAAAGGGAGGCGAAGAAAAAGAAAAAGAGGGAAAAAGAGGAAAGGGCCAGACUCGAAGCCGAAAAAAGAAAUAAAAAGAAGAGGGAACCAUUCGAGUUUGAGAAACACAAGGCGGUCGUACUCGCCAGUAUUGUGGAUGCGUCUCAAGCCUCGAACAAUUUAGUAAAUGCGAUAACUCUGGUUAACCUGGAUACCGACAGUUUGGAAACGAAUGAACGCGUUCAGGAGUGCCUCCAAAAGGCAAAACAGGCUCGCAAAGCUGUGUUGGUCGAAAACGAAGAAGUCAUUGGGACAUUAAUUGAAACAAACGACCGGUUAAUGUCUGCGAUUGAAACAUACGAAUCAUUAACAGGAUUCACGGACUCCAAGGCUGACGGUACAGGAACCAUUACAUCAACAUUAGCUGCAACCACAAUCAGCUCACCGUCAAGCAAUACCACUCCCAAUUUUGAUAGUACCGCCAAAGGGAAACAGCGCAUCGAGGAACACCCUGUACAUAUCCACCCCGAUUUAGAGGACCUGAGCUUUGGAGCUCUGGGUGAGGCUUCAUCUAAACUUCCGGCACCUAUGCGACCUUCUACACUCUCGGACGACGAACAGGAAAUACCUGACCAUCGGGGAUCCUUGUCAGAGUAUAGUGAUUAUGAAUCUUCCGACGAGGAGACCCAUAAACGAAACCCUGGCCCAUCCACUAGACGGGCGUACGUUACGGUAUCAGAUAACGAAGAUACUCCCCCAACAAAGGGCCAAGCCCGAGAACUUGAUCCGUUCGCGGAUCCUUUCGCGGAUACAUAA
Psilocybe cubensis is the source of this 1320-nucleotide messenger RNA. RefSeq lists its product as uncharacterized. Gene Ontology annotation, cellular component: actin cortical patch. Gene Ontology annotation, biological process: actin filament organization; actin cortical patch localization; endocytosis. Bases 1 to 1320 code for a protein of 439 amino acids. The transcript is spliced from 9 exons. The record is from RefSeq and is a predicted model, not a curated record. Lineage: Eukaryota; Fungi; Basidiomycota; Agaricomycetes; Agaricales; Agrocybaceae. Gene Ontology annotation, molecular function: phosphatidylinositol binding; ubiquitin binding.